GUAUACACCAUAAGCUCUUAUCUGUUGAGUUAGGCUACACUAUUUCUUUUCUUAUGCUUCAAAAACUUAGCUGUUUACUUGCAGUCAUCCCUAGUUGCUCUACUGCCAUGUUGUAUUAGUUAUCAUUUUCAUCAAUUUAAUUAAAUGUUUUUCUUCAAUUUUGAGAUACUUCCACAUUUUGAAAAUCUUGAGAAAUGAGAUCCAAACAAAAAGAGUUAAUUAUAUCAAUAAAUAUCAAGUUAACAGAGUUUUAGUUGGUAUUUUUUUCUCAUAAUCGAUGUUUGCUAUGGAAGAAGGGUAGAGAGGGUACCAAAAUGAGCAUUUACUUUAUACUUUUAAAAUUUGUAAUUAAAUUAAAUGCUAACUGUUAAUAACUUAAGAUAUUUAAUUAUUUUAAAUUUUGAGAGAUAUUUAGGUAUUUUUUUCUGGAAUAAUUGGAUGAAUACACGUUGCAAACAGUUAUUUAUCCAUGAAUUUGCUUUGAAAUCUAUGUCGAUUGUUGACCGUCGGAUCCAUGUGGUUGCUCUUUCCAUCAAAGUCGGUUGUCAUCAAAAUGACGUGCCGAAAUUAUAGGAACGUGCGCAGAAAUAUAACCAUGCGGUGGCAGCACAAGUGACCAUCGACUUUGGGCUGCUACGUAAGGAAACAGAGCAAACGAUGGAAGCGGCGGUGGCGGCCGCCUUCGACGCCCACUCCGAAGUCGCCGACGCCCUCACUGGCUUCCUCUCCGAGUCCUCCCACUUCCUCCUCGACGACUUCCUCCACGCUUCGGAGUCCUCCGCCGCUGGCAUCCACCCGUCCUUCUCUGCCCCCUCCUCCCUCUUCGCCCCGCUACCACUUCACGAACCCAGCGGCAGCGGCCUCCUCCAGCAUUGGCCGAAGCGCCACCGAAGUUGCGACGACCUGCGCCACCACCAACUCCCGACGCCGGCGAGGGAGGAGCGGACGGAGCUGUCGGCGCAGAGCCGGGCGGCACGGGCGAGGAGGAAGAGAAUCGCGGAGAAGACGCAGGAGUUGGGCCGGCUGAUCCCCGGCGGGAACAGGAUGACGACGGCGGAGAUGCUGCAGGCCGCCGGCGGCUACGUCAAGUUCAUGCAGGCCCAAGUCGGCCUUCUUGGGCUAUUAUUCACCGGCCCAAUUAAGAAUUGGGCUGCUCCACCGGAGACAGAGAGAAAGGCCCAAGCUCUGGUAUCAUCGCCACGUGUCCAAGAAAAAUUGGCUGCGGAAGGGCGGUGCGUGGUGGCGAAGGAGUUGGUGAUGGUCAUGGCCGAGGACAAGGAGAUCAAGUCCAACUUGACCAUAGCUCGCGAUCUUAAUCGGUUCAUCGAGUCGAUCAAUAUCGGACUACGUUAGGGUUUUUGUUUUUCCUUGAAAAAAGAAUUGUCAAUUUAAUUCUGAAAAUUAUAUUCCAUGUAUUUGUUUUUGUGUUAAUUUUAUUAAUAUUAAUGUU
This is a messenger RNA of Zingiber officinale, 1450 nucleotides long. Its product is annotated as transcription factor bHLH52-like. Lineage: Eukaryota; Viridiplantae; Streptophyta; Magnoliopsida; Zingiberales; Zingiberaceae. Gene Ontology annotation, molecular function: DNA-binding transcription factor activity; protein dimerization activity. The transcript is spliced from 2 exons. The record is from RefSeq and is a predicted model, not a curated record. Gene Ontology annotation, biological process: regulation of DNA-templated transcription. Bases 658 to 1353 code for a protein of 231 amino acids.